Molecule: messenger RNA, 1244 nt
Organism: Plectropomus leopardus (leopard coralgrouper)
Lineage: Eukaryota; Metazoa; Chordata; Actinopteri; Perciformes; Serranidae
Gene: uck2a
Product: uridine-cytidine kinase 2a
Molecular function (GO): kinase activity; ATP binding
Source: RefSeq, a predicted model, not a curated record
UCAUCAUCAUCAUCACCAUCGCUUCCUUUUAACGUCAGCCCCGUCAUCUCCACCAUCACCAAAUGGGAGGAGCGCGCGCGGAGCGCAGCCAGCCCCGUGCGUGUGUCAGAGGGCCGCAGCGCGCUGCAGAUGAAGCAUGGCAGGCGACAGCGAGACAAAGCCAGGUGACCAAGCCGAAAAUGAGACCGUUCAUCGGCAGCCUUUUCUCAUCGGAGUGGCUGGAGGGACAGCCAGCGGCAAGUCGUCGGUGUGCGGUAAGAUCAUGGAGCUGCUGGGCCAGAACGAGAUCGACCACCACCAGCGGCAGGUGGCCAUCCUCAGCCAAGACAGCUUCUACAGGGUCCUCACCCCGGAGCAGAAGGCCAAGGCCCUCAAGGGCCAGUUCAACUUCGACCACCCAGAUGCUUUUGACAACGAUCUCAUAAUCGCAACUUUGUGGGACAUCAAGGAGGGAAAAACUGUUCACAUUCCUGUUUAUGACUUUGUGUCCCAUUCCAGGAAGGAGGAGACAGUGACGCUGUACCCUGCUGAUGUGGUGCUGUUUGAGGGCAUCCUGAUGUUCUACUCUCAGGAGAUCAGGGACCUUUUCCAGAUGAAGCUGUUUGUGGACACCGAUGCAGACACACGUCUGUCCCGAAGAGUGCUGCGAGAUAUCAGUGAACGCGGACGGGACUUGGAGAGCGUUUUAGCACAGUACAUCACUUUUGUCAAACCUGCGUUUGAGGAGUUCUGCCUGCCGACGAAGAAAUACGCCGAUGUGAUCAUACCGAGAGGAGUCGACAACCUCGUUGCCAUAAAUCUGAUAGUUCAGCACAUCCAGGACAUCCUAACCGGCGGUUUGACCAAACGGCUGAACGCCUGGUUUAACGGCUGCGGAAACGCAAAGAAGCAGCCGAACAUGGAGUCCAGCAGUCGUCCUCACUGAGCGCAGCGAGGACAGGACGUUCAGAACGGACUCUGCGCUGCGGACAACAAGGCACGCGUAAAAGGCCUCUCUUCAGUGUGAUUCAGAUUGGACUGAAAUGAAUAAACCAAACCCCUUUGCGGAGCUGGUUUAAAGGCCGUUUUCAGCUAUAUUUUUGUCUUUCUGUACUGUAUGAGAUCGAAGGGGGGAGAAAUAAAAGGGGCUACCUUGUAAUUUAAUUUAAAACUGCUGCUUGCCUUUACCACCGCACUGAAACUAACUACAGAAGCAGUUAUGGUGUCUAUAAAUAAAAAAUAAAAAAAAAGAUUUCUGAACACUU